Messenger RNA from Cherax quadricarinatus, 4514 nucleotides. Lineage: Eukaryota; Metazoa; Arthropoda; Malacostraca; Decapoda; Parastacidae. The record is from RefSeq and is a predicted model, not a curated record.
UGGAGAGAAGACAAAAGAUGUAAUCACAAAUAAUGCUGAAGUAGUUUCUUUGCUCAAACCAGGAACUGACACAGUAAUGUGCCAAAGUCAGAUUGGAGUAAAGUUACAGUUCAAUAAAGAAACUGUAAGUGAGACACCACAAAGGCUGCCAGUAAGUCGAAUACCUAAAACAUUUCAGGGAGCAAGUUAUACAAGUUCUCAGGAGUCCCAAAAGUACAGAACAGCCCGUGCAUCAUCAAAUAUUAAAUCAUUUAAAAUUCCAGUUAAAAUAGAACCCACAUGCACAUUUACUAAAGAAAAGUCACUAAUUCCUGCUAAAAAGGGAUCUUCAAAGGACUCUGCAAAGAAAGGACUCACUGAGAGUACUUCUAAGAAGGCACAUGUAUUAUGCUCCCCAAAAACAAACACUCGCAGACUUCAUCAAGGUAGGGGAAAUCUACAUAAUUAUAUUUGUGUGGAAAUGUUACAGGAAACAGAAAGUCAAGUAACUUUGCAGAAAUCUCAAAGUGUAGGACAACAGCAACACUCAAAUUCAGGGCAAUUACAAAGUAUUUCAGAUGAUAAACAUUCACAGUGUUUUCCACAGAAUAAACAAUCACACUCACCUUUGAGUAAAGAAUUGCUGCAGCAUUCAUCAGGUACUAGAAAACAUACUAUACAUAACACAUCUGACACAAGAAUACCUAUUCAUUUGUAUUCUUUAAAGGAAUCACAGAAAUCAUCUAGCAAGACAGUAUUAGAGUGUUUUCCUGUGAAGGCUUUCAGUAGCCUACCAAGGAAGGGGUCAUCACAUGGAAAACUACCAGUUUCAGAAGAGAUACUGGGAACAUCAUAGACAGAACUAGUACCAGAAAUUUCAUAUAAGUUACAUAACAUUUGCUUUACAAAUGAAGAAACACUACAAGUUUAUAAAAGACAUGGACCUACAACAGGAAUCAAUGUAUGCAAAUGAAAUAUAAUAUAGAUUACAUACAGAGUUUAAUAAAAUUGCCCCAGAAAUAAAAACUACAAAGCAGUAUCUUAUAGAUGAGUUUACUGCAGUUUUGUUAGCAAGGAUAACAGUAUUAAGUUUCAUUUAACAGAAAACAGAAAGCUGCAGACAAGUUCAGGACUCAACAAAUGAAAGUUUGCAACUCAAUCUCAGAUAGAAAAAUUACAAAUACUGUGCUAGAAGAAAAUAUCUAAAGAUAAAAAAAUAAAAAAGUAUUCAGAUACAAAUUCAAAGAAUGAUUAAAAAAGUUUUACACAUGAUUUCAUGCAAGAUGAUAAAAAAAAACAUGAAAAACAUCAACAAGAAGCAACAUCAUGGAAACCAGGGUGACAUACUUUUUACAGCUAUUUAAACCCAAGGAUAUACUAAUACAAGUUUAUAAUAAUUAAAAACUUUAUAUUUGUGGGAAACUUCUAUAACUCUAUAACAAAAUAUGCAUGAUUGAGCUUCAGUGAUAUGUGAAACAUUUUACUUUUACUGAGAAUUAUACAAGAUUGUUGAAGAAUGGGUGGAAUGUAACUACAAUACCCUAUCUAAUGUAUUUAUUGAACUUGGUCCAUUUCGUCUUAUUACAAGUGACCUAUAUUUUAUGUUACACACGUGCUCACACACAAAACGUAAUGAUACAUUAGAUUACAAGAUGUGUAGUGUCCAACUACUACGAAUUAUUUAAAUGUGAUACAUGAACCUACACCUGCAAAGAUAUGAGAACUGAAGAAAAUGAUGAGAAAUAUAAUAAGUUAAUUUGUGAUGAAAUACAGUAGAAGACUACUACAAAAGCACCAUUAAAUAUGCUCAGGAAAUUCAAAGAAGUUUCUUGUGCUGAGAGUACAGAAGAGAGAGAGCAUUCAUUAUAAGGUUAGAUGAUGUUUAUACAAAUCUUAAACAUUGAUUUCUGUUGAAUGAUCCUUGGACUUGAAGCUACAGAUCAAAGAUUAUUAUUCUGUUUUGUAUUUUGUCUUGAUUUCUACCAUUUGAUUUAUAUAUUGCUUUAUUACCAUAGUAAUUAUGCAAGAGAAUGUGCAGUGGUUAAAAUGUUUGAUUAAACUGCCAUGUGAUCUAAUGAUGCCAUGACAUGUUAUCCGUCAACAUGUGUAAUACCGAAUAUGUCUGUUAUUUUAAGUGGCUGUGAAACCCUCUAUGGAAAGCAGGGUUUUGGGGAGCAGUAAACACAAGUGAUACUUCAUGAAGGUUACUAAGCAACCUAACACUGGUUUCACAUAGCAGCUUAACGCACAGAUUUUAUAUAGCAGCUUAACGCACGGAUUUCACAUAGCUUAACGCACGGGUUUCAUAUAGCAACUUAACGUAUGGGUUUCACCUUGCAGCUUAAUGCAUGGGUUUUGCAUAGCAGCUUAACACAUGGGUUUCACAUAGCAACUUAACACACUCAUUUCAAUUAGCACCUUAACCCCUUCACUGUCAGAAACCUUGAAAUUAACCCUUAAAUGGUCCAAACGUAUAUAUACGUUCACCUGCGCAGUGCCCCAAAUAUUUUGAGAAAAAAAAAAAUUAUAGGAAAAAAGAGCAUGUGGUACCUAGGUGUCCCCAAUUUUUUUUCAUAUGGAGCACACUGAGUGCACACACCCAUUCUCUCAUGUCUAGGUGACUCAGGCCUAUCGUGUCAAUGUUGAAUGAAUGAGAAAUGAAACAUGUAUAUGUAUACCUCUGGGGCGCUACGCAAGUGAGCGUAUAUAUACGUUUGGACUGUUUAAGGGUUACGUGCUGAUAAUCUGACAUUUUUCAGAAAAAAACAAAUUCUUCUGAAAUGGUAAAGAAUCUUCUUUGGAGAGUAAUAACAGAAAGUGUGAUAUUUGAUGAAAAUUGUACAGAAUUACAAAGGCAUGAAGUUGGCAGUUUGAGCACAACUAAUGCACUGAGUACUGUUUUAAGCCAAUUCCUUUGCUCCAUUUGAUCAAAUUAUUAGCCAUUCCAUUCUGUUGAUUGAACAGAAGAAAUCGCCCAUUCUUUAUCAGAACUAUGCUAUAAAGUACCCAGAAGUCGGUAAUUUGGCCAAUUUUACACAAAAUUAAUAAAAUACCAUUUUAAAAACCGACUGCAUAAUCAACACUGUAGACAGUCCAGGCUUGGUACUAAAGUAACAUUUUCCUCUCCUAUAUUACACUUUCCCUCCAUUUUGAAUUCCUUACACAAAUAAUAAAAUAUAACCAGGAAUGAAUAGUCAUGGUUUAUGGCAUCCCAAUAAUUGAAUCAAACCUAGUAAAAACCCAUAAGAUAGACCAGAGGAUAUGCGGAGGGCCUUACCUGUCCUCAGGAAAAUAAAAAAUAAAAUAUUUCUGCUUAUUUGAGCCUGAUUUCAAUCUACUUCUAGUAGACUGAAAUCAGUAGUGUGUCUUUCUCUCUUAUUAAAUAAUACCAAGAAACAGUCAAUAAAACAAUAAAAAAAUAAUCUUAGAAAAUACAUGCCGUAAGGUCAGAGGUUUGCUUUUCCUAGGCAGUAUUUUUUUUUUAUACUAAGCACACUCACUGCACAGACAAAUUCUCUCAUGUCUAGACUAAAAUUUACUCUUACUGCUUAUGAGGGAGGGGAACUCAAAUCGUACAUCUACAUAGGCAACCCUGGCAUCAAUAAUGUAGAUACAUAUACGAGACAGUGAAAAGGUUAACACACUGGUUUCACAUAGCAGCUUAACACACUGGUUUCACAUAGCAGCUUAACACACUGAUUUCACAUAGCAGUUCAACAUAUGUACUGGUUUCACAUAAGGGCUUAACACACUGGUUCCACAUAGCAGCUAAACACACUUUCACAUAGCAACUGAACACUGUUUUCACAUAACAGCUUAACAUACAGUUUUCACAUAGCAGCUUAACAUACUGCUUUCACAUAGCUUAACACAUUGCUUUCACAUAGCUAAACACACUGGUUUUACAUAGUGGGUAUCUUAAAAGAAGCAUUGUUUAUGUUGUGUCUUGUGGUAUAUGCUUCAGCAUUAACAUAUGAAUGUGUCUGUAUAGGCUUCUUAUUCUGCUGGCCCCUCCAUGAUUUUUUUUUUUUUUUUUGCCUGAUUCAGCAUUUAGUAAUAUCACAUUUUGUUCUGUAUGCUGUUCCUUGACUUUUGUUCCUUGCUUUUAUUCUUGACUAAUUUACAAAUAUUUGUUAUUACCUAUUUCUGUUCUGUGCAGAUGUACAUUACUCUUGACUGAAGAAGAUAUAUAUAUAUAUAAUAUUUAUAUAUAAAAAAUUAUUUUGAUAUACAGUAAAAGGUUUCACACAUUGUAUAGUAAUACUAAGUACUGAUACCUCUGAAGACAUGCAGUAACUGGUAGAAAAGAUGCAACUUUAUACUUGAUAAAAACAUUUAAGUCUCUUAUCUUUUUUUUUUUUGCAUUAUAUUGCAGUGUAUCAUACAUAGUAUCUGUAUAAGGACACUAAUUUUAAUGAAAUGAUACUAAAACAUCUAAUAUGUUAUAAUUCAGUGUUAUAAGAGUCUAACAGUAAUCCUACAUAUAAUAAUUUAUAUUUUAUUAUGAGGAGAUAAACUGUAGUUCUCAUUUAUCU